Carassius auratus (goldfish) is the source of this 2926-nucleotide messenger RNA. RefSeq names its product NACHT, LRR and PYD domains-containing protein 3-like. The coding region runs from base 5 to 2926 and encodes 973 amino acids. Gene Ontology annotation, molecular function: protein binding. NCBI's taxonomy places the organism in Eukaryota, Metazoa, Chordata, Actinopteri, Cypriniformes, Cyprinidae. The record is from RefSeq and is a predicted model, not a curated record. The transcript has 6 exons.
UAAAAUGAGUCUCUGUGAGAAGAGAGAGGAUGAGGAGGAUGUUCACUUACAUAAAGCAGAAUCUCCAGAAUCCAGCUGUGUGUCUAUGAAGAGUGAAAGAUCCAUGAGCAAUCCUCCUGAUCUCAGUGAUGGAGCAGUGACCCCUGACACAUCUGUGAUAGUGAAGAGAGAAGAUGUGAUCAGAUCAGUAAUGCCCCGUCUGACCUGCACUGACUCUGACUUUCAGAUGCUCAUCAGACAGAGAGUCAAAGAGCAGCACAAAACCAGUAUGAAGCACACGUAUGAAAGCUUAUUUGAGGGAAUCAGACUAGAAGAGAAUCAAACCCUCCUGAACAGGAUCUACACAGAGCUGUACAUCAUAGAGGGAGAGAGAGAAGGAGUGAAUGAAGAACAUGAGGUUUUACAGAUGGAGAAAACAGCCAGAACACAAGACACUCCAGUCUACUGCAAUGACAUCUUUAAACCCUUACAUCAACCUAAAUAUGACAAAAACCCAAUCAAGACUGUUCUUACUAAAGGCAUCGCUGGAAUUGGAAAAACCAUAUCUGUGCAAAAGUUUAUUCUGGACUGGGCCGAGGGAAACGCCAAUCAGGAUUUAGAUUUCAUGUUUGUGCUUCCAUUUCGAGAGCUGAACUUGAUCCGAGAUCAUCAGUACAGUCUUCACAGACUUCUGCUGGACUUUCAUCCUGAACUUCAAGAUCUGGACUCACAUAUUUAUGAGGAGUGUAACGUUGUGUUCAUUUUUGAUGGUCUGGAUGAAAGCAGAAUCACACUGAUGUUUUCAGACGCUCAGAAAGUUAGUGAUGUGAAUGAGUUUUCAUCAGUGGGUUUGUUAAUGUCAAACCUCAUCAGAGGAGAGCUGCUUCCCUCUGCUCUCAUCUGGAUCACCUCCAGACCAGCAGCAGCCAAUCAGAUCCCCUCCAAAUACAUCAACCGUGUGACAGAAAUUCAGGGAUUCAGUGACCCUCAGAAGGAAGAAUAUUUCAGGAAGAGAAUCAGUGAUGAACAUCAAGCCAGUAGUAUCAUCUCACACAUCAGAAAAUCAAGAAGCCUCCACAUCAUGUGCCACAUCCCCGUCUUCUGCUGGAUCUCAUCCACUGUGCUUCAGAAGCUCCUGGAAGAAGAUGACAGUGCAGAAAUCCCUCAAACUCUGACUGAAAUGUAUAUCCACUUCCUGCUGACUCAGAUCAACAUGAAGAGUCAGAAGUAUGAUGAAAAAAGCCCCAAAAAUCUCCUGAAGUCCAACAGAGAAGUGAUUAUGAAACUUGCUGAAGUGGCUUUCAAACAGCUGAUGAAGGGCAAUGUGAUGUUCUAUAAGGAGGACCUGACUGAGAGCAGCAUAGACAUCACUGACGCCUCAGUGUAUUCUGGGAUUUGCACUGAGAUCUUUAAGCAGGAAUCUGUGAUUCAUCAGAGGAAAGUCUACAGCUUCAUUCAUCUGAGCUUUCAGGAGUUUCUCGCUGCUUUACAUCUGUUUUACUCCUAUGAACCCAAGAAUAAAGAAUCACUGAAGUUGUUUAUGAAUGAAGGUUAUAGGUGGAGUAUCUAUCUGUAUGAUUUACUAAAAGAAGCAGUUGAUAAAUCUUUACAGAGUGAAAAUGGACACCUGGAUCUUUUCCUGCGGUUCCUGCUGGGCAUCUCACUGAAGCCCAGUCAAAGACUCUUAAAGGAUCUACUAACACAGACAGUGAACAGCUCAGAGACCAUCAAGAUAAUCACACAGUACAUUAAAGAAAAAAUCAAGGGUGAUGAUCAUCUCUCAGCUGACAGAUGCAUCAAUCUGUUCCUUUGUCUGCUGGAAUUGAAGGAUCAGACUCUCUACAGAGAGAUUCAGGACUUUGUGAAAUCAGAGAAUCAAUCAGUGAAUCAGAUCUCUCCUAGUCAUUGCUCAACAAUUGCAUACAUGCUUCAGAUAUCAGAGGAGAUGCUGGAUGAGUUUGAUCUGAAGAAAUACAACACAUCAGAUGAGGGGAGAAGGAGGCUGAUACCAGCUGUGAUGAACUGCAGAAAGGCUCUACUUUCUGGCUGCAAUCUCACUGAUCAGUGCUGUGAAAGUUUGUCUUCAUCUCUACAAUCAUCAAACUCCUCACUGAGAGAGUUAGAUCUGAGUUACAAUGACCUGCAGGAUUCAGGAGUGAAGCUACUCUCUGAUGGACUGAAGAGUCCAAACUGUCACCUCGAAAUACUGAAAUUAUCUGGCUGUAUGGUGACAGAGGAAGGCUGUUGUUUUCUGGCUUCAGCUCUGAGUUCAAACCCCUCACACCUGAGAGAGCUGGAUCUGAGCUACAAUCACCCAGGACAAUCAUUUGUCAAGCUGCUUUCUGAUCCAAACUACAGACUGGAGAAACUCAAUUUGGAUCAUGGAGGAGAGUUCAGGAUUAGAGCAGGACCACAGAAAUAUGGAUGUGAUCUCACACUGGAUUUAAACACAGCAAACCCUCAUCUCGCUCUGUCUGAGAGGAACAGGAAGGUGACAGGUGUGAAAGAGAAGGAGCCGUAUCCUGAUCAUCCAGAGAGAUUUGAUGUGUGUCGUCAGGUUCUGUGUAGAGAGAGUCUGUCUGGACGCUGUUACUGGGAGGUUGAAUGGAGCGGGCUUGGGCUUAAUAUAUCAGUGACUUAUAAAGGAAUCAGCAGAAAAGGGGACGGAGAUGACUGCUGGCUUGGAUUCAAUGAAAAAUCCUGGAGGCUGGACUGUAUUAAUAACAGAUUCACUGCAUUACACAAGAAGAAGAACACAGACAUAUCAGCUCCUUCGUUCUCUAACAGAGUAGGAGUGUAUCUGGACUGGUCCAAUGGUGUUCUGUCCUUCUACAGCGUCUCUGACACACACACACUCACACACUUACACACAUUCACCAGCACAUUCGCUGAACCCCUCUAUGCUGGAUUUGGAGUUUAUUUUGAGAGUUCAGUGUCUCUGUUGUGA